Molecule: messenger RNA, 810 nt
Organism: Chrysochloris asiatica (Cape golden mole)
Lineage: Eukaryota; Metazoa; Chordata; Mammalia; Afrosoricida; Chrysochloridae
Gene: IL1A
Product: interleukin 1, alpha
Exons: 6
Coding region: 1-810 (269 amino acids)
Biological process (GO): positive regulation of gene expression; immune response; regulation of nitric-oxide synthase activity
Cellular component (GO): extracellular region
Molecular function (GO): cytokine activity; interleukin-1 receptor binding
Source: RefSeq, a predicted model, not a curated record
AUGGCCAAAGUUCCUGACCUGUUUGAAGACCUAAAGAACUGCUACAGUGAAAAUGAAGAAUACAGUUCCAACAAUGAUGACUUCUCUGUGAGUCAGAAAUCCUUCUAUGAUGUCAGCUAUGGCCCACUUCAUGAGGUCUGCAUGGAUGAAUUCAAGUCACUGAGUACCUCUGAAAUCUCUAAGAUACCCAAGCUUACCUGCAAGGAGAGUGUGGCAGUGGUGACAACCAAAGGGAAGAUUCUGAAGAAGAGGCGACUGAAUUUAAAUCAAACCUUCACUGAUGAAGACCUGCAGUCUAUUGUCAAUGAUCCAGAAGAAGAAAUCAUCGCGUCCAAAUCAGCAUCUUACACCUCCUCGAACAAAGUGAAAUACAGCUUUACAAAAAUCAUGAAAAGUCAGUGCAUCCUGAAUAACAUCCUUUCUCAAAGUUUAAUUCGAGACCCAACAGGACCAUACCUCACAGCUGCUGCAUUAAAUAAUCCCGACGAUGCAGAGAGAUUUGACAUAGGUGCUUAUAAAACAGCAGCUAAUUCUAAAGGCAUUAUUGUGACUCUAAGAACCUCAAAAACUGGACUGUUUGUGAGUACUCAAAAUGAAGAUGAACCAGUGUUGCUGAAGGAGAUGCCUGAGACACCCAAAGUCAUCACGGAUGAGACCAACCUCCUCUUCUCAUGGGAAACCCAGAAAAGUAUGCACUACUUCAGAUCGGUUGCCCAUCCGCAAUUGUUUAUUGCCACAAAGAAUGAAGAACGUGUACACCUGGCAACUGGAGAACCCUCUGUCAUUGACUUCAGGAUACUGGAGAACUAG